Cyanidioschyzon merolae strain 10D is the source of this 432-nucleotide messenger RNA. RefSeq lists its product as hypothetical. NCBI's taxonomy places the organism in Eukaryota, Rhodophyta, Bangiophyceae, Cyanidiales, Cyanidiaceae. Gene Ontology annotation, cellular component: TRAPP complex. The transcript has a single exon. The coding region runs from base 1 to 432 and encodes 143 amino acids. The record is from RefSeq and is a predicted model, not a curated record. Gene Ontology annotation, biological process: endoplasmic reticulum to Golgi vesicle-mediated transport.
AUGCCGAUUUACACCGUGUUUAUCAUAAACAGGUCCGGAGGCUUAAUCUACAGCGCCCAGUUUCAAGGCUCACAGGUGCAUCCUUUGAACGAGUGCCUUCGACUGGCCUCGACACUGCACAGCGUUCAGCAGAUCUCACGACAGGUUUCACCAGUUGAUAUUUUAGACGAUAUUGGACUAACAUCGUUAGAAGCGAAAACGUUUCGUCUGCGGCUUUAUCAGCCGCUAACGGGUAUACAGUUCGUGGCGAUUGCAACCCCGGAAGUCACGGAUGAAAUCUUACUGGGAAUUUUGCGGCGACUUCAUCUCCUCUACGCCGACUAUGCGUUAAAAAACCCUUUUUAUGUACAGGACAUGCCUAUUCGAUGCAAGCUAUUCGAUAUCCACUUCAUGAAACUGAUGAAACCGUAUAUCGCGAAUCCAGUAGAAUGA